GAAUUACCCGUAACGAAAAGGAGAUUACAGCAUGUAUUUAUUUGGACAGAUUAUGGUCCUUCAUGCUCGUCUUUUCUAGCGAUAGUUCACUAAUUAGAUUCACCUGUGGCAAAAUUGUCCCAAUAGCUACACUCGCACACCGCUAAUUAUGAACUUCGAAAUAAUUUUGGAGGAUGCUUUCGUCAGCAAUAAUGUUGGAGCCAUCACAGCAGCACUUCUGAGGGAGAAAGCCUCCAAGUCGUUGGUUAACAGAUUGAACAAAGUCGCUAACAAGGAACUUGACAGAAGUGUGUUCAAAAGUGUCACUUUGCUUUUGAGAGCAAUUGAAGAUGUAUGCCAGUAUGAUGAAGACUGCUUUAACUGCCUGGCCAGGCAAGGUCUCGUUUACAAGAUGUUGACGUGGUUUGAAAGAGCUGCAGACUUUCUGAAAAUGGAAGAAUACAAAGGCGUGAAGGACCUGCCCAGCCUAAUUGAGACCUUUUUUGAUUUUUUCCUGCGUUUGCCUCCUUCUGUUGAAGACAGAGGUGAGCUCACCAGCGUCUUCCUGCUGCAUGUUGGAGUGGUUGGGACCGACCCAGACGUCACGUUUAGUCUGAGAUUAGAGGCUAUAAGAACGAUUAACUCGAUCCUCGACAAUACCACAAAAGAAGAGAGGAGGAAACUGAGCAUGUCCAAAGACCAUUGUCUACUCCUUGAGCAAUUUGCAAAAGUCAUUCUCAAUGUGGGCGACUAUGAGAUGCAGGUGGCCCUAUCCGAAGCACUCUGUCGAAUGACCAUAAAGAGGUCGAGGAAAGAGCUGACCAGCAAGUGGUUUGCCAACCCAGUUUUUGCAGAGGGCUUCAACGCAAUAAACGAUACAGAAUUUGAGAUAGACUGCAGAACUUUUCUCAAUGACUUGAACAGCUAUUUUGGAGAUGAAAGAAGGGUGUUCACGUUCCCCUGCAUCUGUGUGUUUCUUGACACCACUGAGCUGUUCAUGCCAGAGGAUGAGAAACUGGAACAUUUCUGGGUGGACUUCAACCUAGGAACGUCCUGUAUCAGCCUCUUUGUCAACAACCCCGAGGGUUCACUGUGGGAAUCAAUCCAUUUGCUAAGAGCAGACGUCUUUAGGUUUAGUGUGUGUGACUGUGAUAAUCAGACCAUUCUGACUGUUCACCUGUCCAAUCCCCUCACCUAUCGCAUGACCAAGGGAAAGAUGGUCCAGAUCCUCUUCGAUUCCAAGCAUGACAUCCUGGACGCUGCCAAAAGGGUCUUUGAAAGCAAACGACUACUGCAAAGUGUACGUUCAGAUGACCAGCCAUCGAUACAACACGUCAUGGAACCUUUGCAAUCAGAUCUUGACGUGCUAGCUGCAUUGGAGACCUCAUCACUGUCCCCUACUCUGGCAACUGCAGGCAGCACAGGGAUCCCUGCUGUAAACCAGACCAGUCUGGCAACAACUCUGUCUCAGGAAAGAAUUGAAACUUCACCGGAGGACAUAUUCGAACUGUGUGCCAGCUCUGACACUGAGGUGGCCAGAGCAAAAACGAGGCUCUUCAGCACUCAGUCUCUCUCCUCUGGCGGGUCAACACACUCCACCCCAACCAACAAGGAGAAACGGAAGCAAAAGUCUAAAUCAAAAGACUCUCCUCCUCCCCCUGCUGAGGCUGGCAGCAGUGUGAUCCUGUCCCAGCGGGCCAAACACGACUACACCAGGAAGAAGCCCAAAACCAAGAGCAAACUGAAGAGUGAGCAUGCCACGUCCCGACUCCCCUCACACCCACUCAUUCUGUUUGAGUGCUCUGAGCUGCGUUGGUCUAGUAGACACCCUGCUGUAGCCCGUCUCCCCCUCACUCUCUCUACAGUUCUACCCCUGUCCUCUCCCAGCAGUGCAGACGAGGCCUCCCCUGUCAAGCACCGUACACCAGCAUGCAGAUCAGCGGGGGGAACACCAAGUACAAACAUUGCAGAACGGCUAUUUGACAAGCUCAAAGAGGAAGAAUCUCUGGAGUUUCCUCCUCCGUCCAACCUGAUAUCACGAGAUUCAGGCUUCCGUGAUGUGACUGGGGAGGACUGGGACGAAUCUGUGUUUCCCCGAGAGGAACAAGAUGCAUCUACACCUACUGACCAUGUUCCCAAUCAGGAGGCUGGAAUUCAUAGGAAGAGGCCUUGGGCCUCAGCAGAGUGUGCCGACUCGGGAGGUGCAGCGGAGAAGAAGAGUGUGCCGCUAGAAAGUGAUCCAAGGCAAAGACCCAGGGCCUUCUUUCCUUCAGAAACUCUCGAGGAGGCUGCUGAAUCAAUGAGCAGAGUGCUGAAUGAGGAGGUGGAGUCUGAGAUGGAGAUGGGCUCUGGAGUCAUCGCUGCUUUCCAGACCUUCAAGAGCCAGCUGAGAGCGCACUUCUCGUCCAGGUACAAGAAAAUUGAAGCCCGCUCCCUGCAGUCUCUGAUGGACUGUCAGAAAAACGUCACUUCUCUCCUGGGUGCUGUCCAUGACAGCAGGCUGGUCCACCUGGAGCGCUUCCAGGCCACCGUAGUCCAGGAGCUGGGCCGCCUGGAGAAUGACUGCAUCUCGCUCAAAGAGAUUGAGUGUGAAACUGUGAACUUUUGGCAGAGCGAGUCUCAGUCCGUGCGGUCGUUCUGUGACCGACAGCAGCAGAGGUUAGAGUCGCUAGGAGAGCCCAGAGAUGGCUGGAGAAGCAGCAUGUCACAGAGGGAGGAGGCGGCAGCACCACCGGAACCUCCAAAGUAGAAAGCCGGUGACAAAGGAAAUAGAUAAGACUCUCCAGGUCCUGAUGAAACCAACACCACUUUGGACCUUUAUGCUGACAUUGAACCAUGAGUGACGUCGUACAGACGCGUAAUGGCUGAUAGACCAUGACCAAAGUUCUCACACAGGCAAUGACCUACCUUGCAAUUUUUUUUUCUGCCAUUGUUCAAAAUACACUCAAUUAGAGAAAGGAUAAUAAUAGGCUGAUGAAUUUCAGGGACUUGGUUAGACAUCAGAGAGCAAGGCAGACCAUGCGUGUUUAUUCUUUUUUUAAAUAACUUUUGUCAUGUUUGUCGAUAGCCACUCAGACAUUCAGUGAUUGAUUGAGAAAUGCAAUGUAUGAAGUCUACGAAAGUCGUCAGGAAAGCCUGUAAAAUAUAUUUUUUCUAAAGAACCAGUCAAAUGUUUACUAUGUUUUGCACCCAUAAACUUACAUUCAAAUACAGUGGGAUAUAUCAGGUAGGUUUAGCAGUGUUUCUAAGGCAUCAUUAGUUGAACAAUGAUUUGAGUGAAUGCUCUGGAGGGAUAUUUUUGUUGAGUACAUACCGGAGGCUAUAUUCAAUAAAGGCAUAGUUGUGGCCAAAUA
Molecule: messenger RNA, 3332 nt
Organism: Oncorhynchus mykiss (rainbow trout)
Lineage: Eukaryota; Metazoa; Chordata; Actinopteri; Salmoniformes; Salmonidae
Source: RefSeq, a predicted model, not a curated record